Molecule: messenger RNA, 758 nt
Organism: Lathyrus oleraceus (garden pea)
Lineage: Eukaryota; Viridiplantae; Streptophyta; Magnoliopsida; Fabales; Fabaceae
Product: photosystem I reaction center subunit V, chloroplastic
Exons: 1
Coding region: 135-614 (159 amino acids)
Biological process (GO): photosynthesis
Cellular component (GO): chloroplast thylakoid membrane; photosystem I
Source: RefSeq, a predicted model, not a curated record
AUGGUCCAAAAUCACAAUCACAAAGCACCUUAUCUUUCUCUACCACCACAUCUUUUCAUACUAUAUCAUAUAAUUCCAUAACCAACCUUCUCUUCCAUUCCAUUCCAUUCCAUUCACUCAUCAAACCAAAAACAAUGGCAGCAUCAGCAUCAUCCAUGAUCUCAACAAACGCCCUAACAUCCACACUCCAAAAACACCAAACACACAACCUCAAACCAUCAAACCUAUGUUUCCAAGGCUUCAAACCCUUAACAAGAUCAACAAAACUGACACAGAACAAAAAGAGAUUCUCAUCCCUUGUUGUCAAAGCUGAACUCAACCCUUCACUUGUGAUAAGCUUAAGCACUGGUCUGUCAUUGUUUUUAGGAAGGUUUGUGUUCUUCAACUUCCAAAGAGAGAAUGUUGCAAAACAAGGUUUACCUGAACAGAAUGGUGUGACACACUUUGAAGCUGGUGACUCACGUGCUAAGGAAUAUGUUAGCUUGCUUAAGUCAAAUGAUCCUGUCGGGUUUAACCUUGUUGAUGUUUUGGCUUGGGGUUCUAUAGGUCAUAUUGUUGCUUAUUAUAUCUUGGCCACUUCUAGCAAUGGUUAUGAUCCUAGUUUCUUUGGUUAAUUAAGAUUACUAUGUUGUUCGUUUAUGUUGUUUUAAUUUGUCUUUUCUUGUCCCUUUUAUGUUUAUUAAGAUGAUGAUGAUGAUGAUGAUGAUGUAUAGUUUAUUUGUAUGAGAUAUUCAACAAGUUAAGUUCCUUGGAUUAAA